Molecule: messenger RNA, 4329 nt
Organism: Anolis carolinensis (green anole)
Lineage: Eukaryota; Metazoa; Chordata; Lepidosauria; Squamata; Anolidae
Gene: slc44a4
Product: solute carrier family 44 member 4
Exons: 21
Coding region: 172-2319 (715 amino acids)
Biological process (GO): choline transport; thiamine pyrophosphate transmembrane transport
Cellular component (GO): plasma membrane
Molecular function (GO): thiamine pyrophosphate transmembrane transporter activity
Source: RefSeq, a predicted model, not a curated record
CAGGAGGGAGGGAAAGAAGGAGAGACAGCCGGCUGCUAGACAACAGGUUGCAAAUCAGAAGGUUGGUCUCCUCUGCAUUCCGGCUCAGAACGCAUUGGGCGCCUUCCUUCCCGCUUUGCAUGCCCUGAGCCAUCCUCGCCCCUUGCUUUUCCCUUUCCCUGGAAGGAAGGCAUGGGAGGCAAAGAGAAGGAGAAGAAGCCAACUGGUGGCCCUUAUGGGGAGAAGCGUAAAUAUGAUCCCUCUUUCCGUGGUCCCAUCCAGAAAAGGAGUUGCACAGAUGUCAUUUGUUGUGCUAUUUUUGCAGUUUUCCUCUUUGGUUACAUUAUAGUGGGGAUUGUGGCCUGGCUCUAUGGCGACCCUCGGCAGGUUAUUUAUCCCAGGAAUUCAACUGGAUCCUAUUGUGGAAUUGGUGGCAACCGUGACAAACCUUUCUUGCUGUACUUCAACCUUAUUAAAUGUGCCACGACUGUGAACAUCCUUGCAGCAGCAAUGAAUGGAUUGCAGUGCCCCACAACACAGAUUUGUGUCUCAUCCUGUACGGAUAAGUUCUGGGUUGUGCCACCCAAUGCCUUCUUCCCUCCCUAUCAGCAUCCUUCCAAAAUAUGGGACCAGAUGUUGUGCCAGCCACGUAUUGACCUUAAGACCACUAAUCUGACUAUAAGAGACAUUAUCCAGAAAGAACUCUGCCCAGAAUUCACUCUUCCAACUCAACCAAUCCUUAAUCGCUGCUUUCCUACUUUUAAUAUCUCUGAAGCCGAAAACUUUACCCUGACUGGGAAGACUGUCAAUGAAACCAUCGAAGAUAUCAAAUUGGGAGCAGAGCAGCUGAUAAAGUCUCUCGAUGCCAAAAAUAUUGGACUGAAGAUCUUUGAGGAUUUCACCCGCUCCUGGUACUGGAUCCUGAUAGGCCUCCUGAUCGCCAUGGUCUUCAGCCUCCUCUUCCUUCUGCUGCUCAGAUUCACUGCCGGGGCUCUGGUGUGGAUCCUGAUUAUUGGGGUGCUGGCUAUCAUUGCGUAUGGAAUUUUCCACUGUUACAUAGAAUACAGGAACCUCAGCAAGGCUGGCGCUGCCACAUUCCAGUCCAUUGGAUUCACCACCAAUUUGAGUGCCUAUGGCAGCGUCAAGGAAACCUGGCUUGUGGCCUUGAUCAUCCUCUGUGUGGUGGAAGUCAUCCUGCUCCUCACCCUCUUGUUCUUGCGCAAACGCAUCUUCAUUGCCCUUGCCCUCAUCCGGGAAGCCAGUCGAGCCAUUGGACACAUGAUGUCUACCCUCUUCUACCCGAUUCUGACUUUCAUCUUGCUGGUGAUAUGUGUGGCCUAUUGGGGAAUGACUGCCCUAUACCUUGCCACUUCAGGAAUACCCCUGUACCGCUUGACUGCCCCUAACAACACUGCUCCUGGCUGUGAACGCAUCUCUGGCAAUCAGAGCUGUAAUCCAUUGAAAUUCAAUGCCUCGGAAUAUCUCCCAUGCUCCGCAGAGUGCAUCUUCUACAAGUACAAUGACGAAGGGCUGAUCCAGCAAAACCUCUUCAACCUCCAGAUCUACAACAUCCUGGGCUUCCUCUGGUGCAUCAACUUUGUCAUUGCCCUGGGGCAGUGUGUGCUGGCCGGAGCCUUUGCCUCUUACUACUGGGCCUUCCACAAGCCCCGAGACAUUCCCCUCUGUGCUGUGUGCAGUGCCUUCAUCAGGACAUUAAGAUAUCACAUAGGAUCUCUGGCAUUUGGCGCCCUCAUCCUAACCAUUGUCCAAGUCAUCCGCAUCAUCCUGGAAUAUCUGGACCACAAAUUGAAAGACUCUGUUAAUCCUGUUGCCCGUUGUAUCUUGUGCUGCCUGAAAUGUUGCUUCUGGUGUCUGGAGGAGUUCAUCAAGUACCUCAACAGAAAUGCCUACAUAAUGAUUGCUAUUUAUGGGAAGAAUUUCUGCGUCUCUGCCAAAAAUGCUUUCAAGCUCUUGAUGAGGAAUGUUGUCAGGGUUGUGGUGCUGGAUAAAAUAACAGACCUGCUGCUCCUUUUUGGAAAGCUGCUGGUGGUUGGAGGAGUUGGCGUGUUCGCUUUCUUCUUCUUCACAGGACGGAUCCCCAUUCAUGACUCCCGGUUCCAGUCCCCCACUUUGAACUACUACUGGCUUCCCAUUUUUACGGUGGUGGUGGGCUCCUACCUCAUAGCCCAAGGUUUCUUCAGUGUCUACAGCAUGUGUGUGGACACUCUCUUCCUCUGUUUCCUGGAGGACUUGGAGAGGAACGACGGCUCCAGCGAAAAGCCAUACUUUAUGGACAAGUCACUCAUGAAGAUUCUCAACAAAAAGAACAAAGAAGGCUAGAAUAAAUAACUCUGGCAAAAGUGGGCACCCACCCCUGAAUGUGUUGAUUUCCAUGACCCUGGUCCUUAUCAUUUUGUGCUGUAUCAAGUACAGCUCAAUAUGCACCUUCUUCUUUUCAUUCCAUAGUGGGGGUUUUAAUGGACCUUGCACAAGAAGACUUGCCAAUUUUGCACCAUUUUUCUUUAACUUGCUGCUUUCCUCGUCCUUCUAUUAUCUGAAUAUAGCCAACUGGAGAAACUUUAUUGCAUUGGCAAUGUUGAUUUAGAUUUUUCAACAGUAGCAACCAUUUUAACAUAAUGCCAUAUAGUUUUUGGAAGUUUUAAUUAGCUAGCUGUGGUGGCAUUCCUUAUAUCAGUGGUUCCCAACCUUUGGACCUCCAGGUGUUUUGGACUUCAACUCCCAGAAAUCCCAGCCAGCUUACCAGCUGUUAGGAACUGUGGGAGCUGAAGUCCAAAACAUCUGGAGGCACAAAGGUUGGGAAUCACUGCCUUGUAUGGAUGAAUUGGCCAGUGCUGUUAUACCCCUUCCAGGUAGCCUCUUUCAAACUGGGUUGCUGUGAGUUUUCUGGGCUGUAUGGACAUUUUCCAAAAUGCUUCUGGAACAUGGCCAUACAGCCUGAAAAACUCACAGCAACCCAGUGAUCCCAGCCAUGAAAGCCUUCAACAAUUAUUUCAAACUGUUUCUUGGUUGGCUAUCUUGUCUUCCAAACACUUAUUCUCCCCAACCACCACAGGUUGGCUACUUUUCUCUUCAUCUCUAUGCAAUGCCUUAAUAAGCGCCUAUAUUUCUUUCUGCUCUUUGCCUCUCUACUGUAGAAUUAAUGCAGUUUCCCAGUUGCCUAUGUCUACCCUGAUUACUAUUUUAUUUUUUAACAAAAUAUGUUUUUAUUUAUUCUUUUUGCCAAAUUUUCCUAUGCUGCUAUUAACUGUCCUCUAUCUGGUUCAGGUGGCUCCCUUUCCAAUUACUUUGUCCGCUGAUCAGUUCUUUUUAUGCAAUUUGCCAGAUUUCAAACAUUUCAUAGAUAUAUAAACCCCACUUGCCUAGUUUCCAACAGACCUCAACAACCUCUGAGGAUGCCUGCCAUAGAUGUGGGCGAAACGCCAGGAGAGAAUGCUUCUGGAACACGUCCAGACAGCCUGGAGAACUCACAGCAACCCAGUGAUUCUGGCCAUGAAAGCCUUUGACAACACAAUAAUAAUAUGGUUUUUUAACAUUAGAAGUCACCUGAAGGCACACAGCAACAUUAAAAACCCAGAACACAGAACUAUAAUGAGGUGCUGUGAUCUUUGUAUGGCCAUGUUCCAGAAGCAUUCUCUCCUGAUGUUUCACCCAUAUCUAUGGCAGGCAUCCUCGGAGAUUGUGGACAAAACGUCAGGAGAGAAUGUGUCUGGAACAUGUCCGUACAGCCCGGAAAACUCACAGCAACCCAGAUUUCAAAUGGUUAUGAUUUGUAAUGUAGUGAAACAAUUGGGGUGAAACCUCAUUCUCUCCUGAAUAGUGGUCUGUCUUAUUUCCUAACAGUUGUUUUUAAUUGUAUUUUAAUAUUUUAUUUUAUUUAGAUUGUUGUUUUUGUACUCUGUUUACAAAGGCAUUGAAUUGUUGCCAUGUUGCGAAGCCGCCUUGAGUCACCUCUGGGAUUGUGAAAGGCGGGGUAAAAUUAUCAUAAAUAAAAUAAGUGCCUUCACUGAAAAAUGACGUUUAUCUUUUCUCAUAUAAUAGGAUCACGAUGCUAAGUCUGUCAAAGUUCAGGCCCACUAGGAAGGCAGACUUUUAAAAAUUCAUACAUUUCUAUCCUAGUGCUCUAAUAAACAACUCCCAUUUCACACUGUUUCUAUGGCUCUGGGAGUCCUCUUUUAAAGUCCUGUUUAUGGCUUCCUUCAAUUUUGUUUUUAUAUUGCCAUGUGAGCUGCUAAAAUGUACUGUAUAUAGAUUUUUUCUUUCUGUACAGAUUUGUUAAAAAAAAUUAUAGGAAGCAUAGAUUUAUUAAAACUGAUUCUAAGUAAGCUUGAA